GCUCAAUCUUACACCUUCUUGGUUGUAGCAACUUCAAAAAUCUAUAACAGUUAUUCUCCUUUCUAUAAUAUGAUAGUGUCAUGGCCAUGGUGAUACAAAACAGCUAGAUAGUUUUGGCUUAUUAUAUACCCCCAUAAGCCCCAUAGGCCAUACCACUCUCAAUUCUGUUCUCACAUUUCCUAUAUAUAUUUGCCACUCUUUCUGUGAGCUUCUCAACAGAAAGACACAAUGGGCAAAGAAAGUAGUACUUGUGUUCUUCUAUCCCUUCUCAUUCUUUCACUCUUUGUGGCUGAAAUAUAUGGAAAUAGACAAGUUCAAGCUCUUAACAAACUGCACAAGUCCACCAAGUUCAGAGGAAAUUCACAAAUUGAUAGGAGUGAGUUUGAGGUAGAGGAGCUUGCUUAUGAUGGCAUUGUUCACUCUCAAGAGGGUCUCAAAGAGAAAGAUAGAAUUGAGAGUCUUCCAGGACAACCCCCUGUGAGUUUUUCUCACUAUGGAGGGUAUGUCACUGUGGAUAAAGAAGCAGGUCGUGCCUUCUAUUAUUACUUCGUUGAAGCUCAACGUUCUAAACAAACACUCCCACUUCUUCUUUGGCUCAAUGGAGGUCCUGGAUGUUCAUCUCUUGGCUAUGGAGCAAUGCAAGAACUUGGACCUUUUCGAGUAAACAGUGAUGGUAAAACACUCCACAGAAAUAUAUUUUCUUGGAACAAAGUUGCAAAUGUUUUAUUCCUGGAGUCACCUGCUGGAGUAGGAUUUUCCUAUUCAAACAAAUCAAAAGAUUAUGAUACGAAUGGAGAUAAGAAAACAGCUGCAGACAAUUAUUUAUUCUUGGUGAAUUGGUUGGAGAGAUAUCCAGAAUAUAAGGAAAGAGAUUUCUAUAUUGCUGGGGAAAGCUAUGCUGGGCAUUAUGUGCCUCAAUUUGCACAUACCAUUCUCUAUCAUAACAAAAAGGCAAAUAAGAAAAUCAUCAAUCUAAAAGGAAUCUUGAUUGGGAAUGCAGUGAUCAACGAGGAAACUGACUCGGACGGACUGUAUGAUUAUCUUGCCAGCCAUGCAAUCAUCUCAGACAAAGCAGCUUAUCUCAACAAAGCUUGUGAUUCAUCAUCAUCAAAGAUUCAGGAAAGUGUGUGCGAUGCAGCCGGAGAUGAACUUGGGGAGGAUAUUGAAUACAUUGAUUUAUACAAUAUUUAUGCUCCACUAUGCAAGAAUGCAAAUCUCACAGCCCUGCCCAAAAGGAACACAAUUGUGACUGAUCCAUGUAGUGAGAAUUAUGUGUACGCAUAUCUUAAUAGAAAAGAUGUUCAAGAGGCUCUCCAUGCCAAUGUAACCAACCUCAAACAUGACUGGGAACCCUGCAGCGAUGUCAUAACAAAGUGGGUUGAUCAAGCUUCAACAGUUCUUCCACUUUUACAUGAAUUCCUCAACAAUAGCCUCAGGGUUUGGAUUUUCAGUGGUGACACAGAUGGAAGGGUGCCUAUUACAUCAACCAAGUAUUCAGUUAAGAAGAUGAACCUUCCCAUUAAAUCUGUUUGGCACCCUUGGUUUUCCUAUGGAGAGGUUGGUGGCUAUGUAGAAGUAUACAAGGGAGGCCUAACAUUAGCUACGGUGAGGGAAGCAGGGCAUCAAGUGCCAAGUUACCAACCAGCCAGAGCCCUAACUUUGAUCAAAUAUUUCUUAGACGGCACUCCUCUUCCCGGUCCUCCCAAAAGAAAGGACUAGGACUAGUUUCUUCAAAUCCACUUUUCAAUAAUUGUUGUGGUAAUUAUUAAUUUAAGGCAAAUAAAUACAAUUAUAUUAUAGUGGGGUUUCUUGGAUUCUAUUCUUGUUGGCGAUCUUUCAUUGGUAAGACUCCUGUAAAUAUCAUUAUAAGCUCUCGCCAAAAAUUGAACAUGGCCUAUGAAUGGGGCAACCUAGGUUCUUUGAACUUCCUCGCACUCAAAGAAAAAAAGAAAAUAGUUUGAUUUGAGUAUUUGAUUAAUGAAAGUGUUUGUGAAAAAGAAUAUUGUUACUCAA
Glycine soja is the source of this 2013-nucleotide messenger RNA. RefSeq names its product serine carboxypeptidase-like 40. The record is from RefSeq and is a predicted model, not a curated record. Gene Ontology annotation, biological process: proteolysis. Gene Ontology annotation, cellular component: vacuole. Gene Ontology annotation, molecular function: serine-type carboxypeptidase activity. Bases 229 to 1719 code for a protein of 496 amino acids. The transcript has 7 exons. NCBI's taxonomy places the organism in Eukaryota, Viridiplantae, Streptophyta, Magnoliopsida, Fabales, Fabaceae.